Messenger RNA from Pygocentrus nattereri (red-bellied piranha), 3302 nucleotides. RefSeq names its product adaptor related protein complex 1 subunit mu 1 (gene ap1m1). Gene Ontology annotation, biological process: intracellular protein transport; vesicle-mediated transport. The record is from RefSeq and is a predicted model, not a curated record. Lineage: Eukaryota; Metazoa; Chordata; Actinopteri; Characiformes; Serrasalmidae. The transcript is spliced from 12 exons. The coding region runs from base 163 to 1434 and encodes 423 amino acids. Gene Ontology annotation, cellular component: clathrin adaptor complex; clathrin-coated vesicle. Gene Ontology annotation, molecular function: clathrin-cargo adaptor activity.
CCGUGGAAACCGGCGGCCCAAAAUCUUAACAUUCGCUGUUUCGGAGAUUUCUCAGCAUCCUACGCUGAUGCCAUCAAUCCGUUAACGCUGUGUGUGAGUAAGGACAGGCGGUAGUUGGAUCCCCGGAGCUGAAAAUCAGUCGCUUCGUUAAGAAGCCUCAGCAUGUCCGCCAGCGCUGUUUAUGUGUUGGAUCUGAAAGGCAAGGUCCUGAUCUGCCGUAACUACCGCGGCGAUGUGGACAUGUCUGAGAUCGAGCACUUCAUGACCCUGCUGAUGGAUAAAGAAGAGGAGGGGACUCUCUCCCCCAUCCUGGCCCACGGAGGAGUGCGUUUCAUGUGGAUCAAACACAACAACCUCUACCUUGUUGCUACAUCUAAGAAAAAUGCCUGCGUGUCCUUGGUUUUCUCUUUCCUGUAUAAAAUCGUUCAGGUGUUCUCAGAGUACUUCAAGGAGCUGGAAGAGGAGAGCAUCAGGGAUAACUUUGUCAUCAUUUAUGAGCUGCUGGAUGAGCUGAUGGACUUUGGCUACCCACAAACGACAGAUAGCAAGAUUCUCCAGGAAUAUAUCACACAAGAAGGGCACAAGUUGGACACAGGCGCCCCACGGCCCCCUGCCACGGUGACCAACGCUGUGUCCUGGAGGUCAGAGGGUAUAAAGUACAGGAAGAAUGAGGUUUUCCUGGACGUCAUUGAGUCAGUGAACCUCCUGGUGAGUGCGAAUGGAAAUGUCCUGCGCAGUGAGAUUGUGGGCUCCAUUAAAAUGCGAGUGUUUCUCUCAGGCAUGCCAGAGCUGCGAUUGGGCCUCAACGACAAGGUCCUGUUUGAAAACACUGGACGAGGGAAGAGCAAGUCUGUGGAGCUGGAAGAUGUGAAGUUCCAUCAGUGUGUGCGUUUGUCCCGUUUCGAGAACGACCGCACCAUCUCCUUCAUCCCUCCAGACGGAGAGUUUGAGCUCAUGUCUUACCGCCUCAACACACAUGUGAAGCCACUGAUCUGGAUCGAGUCUGUGAUUGAGAAGCAUUCGCACAGCAGGAUUGAGUACAUGAUAAAGGCUAAAUCACAGUUCAAGCGGCGCUCUACAGCCAAUAAUGUGGAGAUCCACAUCCCUGUACCCACAGACGCAGACUCACCCAAGUUUAAGACCACCGUGGGCAGUGUGAAGUGGGUCCCAGAGAAUAGCGAGAUUGUCUGGUCCAUCAAAUCUUUCCCUGGAGGUAAGGAGUAUCUGAUGAGAGCUCACUUCGGUUUGCCAAGUGUGGAAGCAGAAGAUAAAGAAGGAAAGCCACCGAUCAGCGUCAAGUUUGAGAUUCCGUACUUCACCACCUCUGGAAUACAGGUGCGCUACCUGAAGAUCAUUGAGAAGAGCGGAUACCAGGCGCUGCCGUGGGUCCGAUACAUAACCCAGAAUGGAGAUUAUCAACUCCGGACCCAGUAGUACAACUUCAGCCAUCUCCUGCAGAGCCUGGGCCUCUGUCUCUCUGUCUCUCUCUCUCUCUCUCUCUCUCUCUCUCUGUCUCUGUCUCUCUCUUUCUGUCUCUCUCUCUCUUUCUCUCUCUCUCUCUCUGUCUCUCUGUCUCUGUCUGGACCUGAGCCAGUGGCAUAUCUGCAGUGUUUGAGGAGGGAAAACAAGUUUUUUGGUCUGUUUUCAAAAAAGUACAAUAGAACCUGUUACCAGCCAUCUUUAAAGGAAAGCUCCAGCCUUUUCCGACCCAGUCUCUAUCUGCUGUGUCUGUAGCAUAUGGUUCAUUAGCAUGGACAUUAAUUUCACUGUAUUUAGAACAUAACAGAAAAUCUACUGAAAGUGCACUACAGCACCUGCUCAUUGGAUCCUUUUAUAUGUGAGGUGAGUGGGGUUUCUGUCCUUUCAUUUAAUACUGGGAAAUGCUUCAAAAAUGAUCUGCAGUAAUUGACCAUAUGCUACAGAUGUAGAAAGUAGAGAUUAGAUUGCAAAAUGCCUCUUUUUCCAGCAAUUCUGUUUAAUCAUAAAAGCUAACUUUUCAUUACAAUGGAUUUAAUUCUGAAAUCUUUUAUCUAUAUAAUCAAAAUGAUUCUUCUGCAAAUGGCAUGCAUCAAAAAGAAAAGAAAAUGCACCCAAAUUAGAUCUUGAUGAGACAUUUUCUCUUCUAUGAUGGUCAUAUUUCCUAUUCUAGUUUGCUUCAUUUUAUCCAUAUGCUGGGUGUAGAUCCCGAACUACUGAGGAGACCCUCAAACACUGCAGGAAAUUUCUGGAUCUCAGGCCUGCUGUGACAGACUGUGUUUUCAUGGACCAUCAGUGUCUUUCUCUGUGUAAGUCAGCAGAUAUCACAUCCAUUAAUGUUCAGCGAGAUAGUGACCACUCUUAAGGAAACCUCAUCUAAGAUACAGUGCAGUUCGAAUCAAUCCAGGACAUCUUCAGCUUAAAGAGCGGCAGUAGUUAGGGUCUGUUAGCUGUUAUUUCCUUGGUUUACAGGAUCUUGUACACUGCUUUUGUAUACGUCUGGCUGCUUGGCAGGAGUUACCAUGUACCAAGAAUCUUAAGCCCACAUUUUAAAAGUGUUAGUACUCCUUCAUAACUUGAUAUACGUGCAGAGGGCCAGUAUUGUGGUUUAAAAGUCAAUCUAAUGGCACUUAGAAAAACAUGAGAUUCUACUUGUCUCAUGGUUACAGCCAACAUACUUGUAGGUCUACAUUUGCACACUUACAAACCUGAAGGUCAAUCAUCCAAAAUCAUUUGUUAUUUCAUAGUAUUGUCAUAUUGUAUUUUCUCAUUGAUUUGUCUGUGGUGGUUACACUGUGUUUAUUAGGUGUUUUUUUUAUUUUUUUUAUUUAAUUUCUUUUGAGUAUUUUCUGUUUUCAUGUUUUCAGUAUUAUUGGGGGGUGUAGAGGUGCUGAGGAUUUCUGUUGACAGUGACCACUCUCAUGUUUACUGCAGAGCUCAACAAUGCCAUUACAAGCUACAAAAAAGUGAACAGGUGCUCGCUGCCAUUGGAAGGAAUUGACAUUGUGCCAUGUCAGAAUUUAGGAUUUAAGAUUAAUUUAAGCUUUCUUUCAUUUCCAGCACACUCUCUUACAAAUUAGCGGUGCAAGUAAUAUGUAUAUGUAUGUUUCAUAUAUGUAUGCCGCUCACAUUUGAUCUGAGAAUGCUGCUCCUGUCCUGUCCACAGUUUUAGAGAUGACAAAGUGAAAUCACUACUAAGACAUCGCAUGCCCUCUAUGGUUGGCAGCAGAAUUAAAAUGAGAUGCGUUAAAACAUUCUGUAGCUUUCAUGUCUCUCUGAAACUAAUGUCUGCAGAUCUAAUCGAAGAUAAAGCUGUUUUCACAAUA